Formica exsecta is the source of this 1486-nucleotide messenger RNA. RefSeq names its product GTP-binding protein 10 homolog. Gene Ontology annotation, molecular function: GTPase activity; magnesium ion binding; GTP binding. The transcript is spliced from 4 exons. The coding region runs from base 192 to 1361 and encodes 389 amino acids. NCBI's taxonomy places the organism in Eukaryota, Metazoa, Arthropoda, Insecta, Hymenoptera, Formicidae. The record is from RefSeq and is a predicted model, not a curated record. Gene Ontology annotation, cellular component: mitochondrion.
UAAUCUCAUCCGAUAAAUUAGCGUGUUUAAAUAUGGCGUGCACAACAAUGACUUAACCUCUUGCAGGAAAAUGAUAUGUUAUAUGAUUGAUGAAUAAAGAAAAUUAAAUAAUUCGAAAGACAAGUGCAAAAAUAUAAAAAAAAAAUAAUAAUAAAUUUGAGAAUUACGUAUCUCUCAUAACACUUAUUAUAAUGGUAUUUUUGACACAGAUUUUAGGUUGUGUCAAAAAGCUACCCAGAAAAUAUCUACGCUCAACAUUCAUCGACACACUACAUCUUCAUGUCAGGGGAGGCACAGGAGGAGCUGGCUUACCUCACUAUGGUGGAAUCGGAGGAGCAGGAGGUAACGUGUACGUGAUUGCAAAAGAUGGACUUACCCUGGAGAACGUUGUCAAAACCUUGAAGAGCAAACGGAUCAAAGCGGAUUUGGGAAGUGACAGUAAGGCCAAAGGAAUUAUAGGUGCACCUGGUCAAGACAAAGUUAUUUCAGUCCCACGUGGCAUUACGAUAUAUAAUCAGAAUGGAGUAUUGCUAGGAGAGUUAAACAAAGAAGACACAAAACUAUUGGUAGCAAAAGGUGGAAUGGGUGGGUCUGAGGAGACAGGUUACUGCGGAUUAAAGGGAGAAUCUCAGAUGAUAAAACUGGAUUUGAAACUAAUCGCUGAUGUUGGACUGGUCGGCUUUCCCAAUGCCGGCAAGAGCACAUUCUUGGCAGCGGUUUCAAAAGCUAAACCUAAAAUUGCUAAUUAUCCCUUUACUACUAUAAGGCCCAGAUUGGGGAUCAUGAAGUAUGAAGAUGAGAGGACAAUCACUGUUGCGGACUUACCAGGUCUGAUCGAGGGUGCGCAUAUGAAUAUCGGAAUGGGUCACAAAUUCUUGAAGCAUAUCGAAAGAACAAAGCUGCUCCUGUUCAUCGUAGACAUACAAGGUUUUCAAUUGUCGCCUAAAUAUAAACGUAGAUCCUGUUUGGAAACUGUGGUCUUACUAAACAAAGAGAUUGAACUUUACAAACCAGACCUAUUAAAAAUGCCAACCAUGAUUAUAAUCAAUAAAAUGGACACUGACAAUGCUGAUAGUAUCCUCAAAGAAGUUAAGCCGGCAAUGUAUAAUUUAUCUAACUAUGUGGCUACAUGUCCAGAGGAAAUGCGGCCCGAGCAAACUAUACAUAUCGACGAUAUUUUAUCCGUGUCUUUAAUUUCGAAAAAUAAAAAGCAGAUAGAAGAAAUUAAAGAGAGGAUACGAAAUAUCUUAGAUAAAUAUGAACAACGGAAAAACAUCGCUCAGCAUGGUGAUUCCUUGGACUCUCAACUGAUACAUAGGAUAAAGCGGCAAAGCGAACAACAUACAUCGACUGUUGUAUAGAUUUGUAUAACAUAAGAAAAUAAAUGUUUUGUAAAUUAAUUAAACUGACUCUAUUGUUAAUAAUGACUCAUCAAAAGUGCGCCAUGAUCUCGAUUGUUAAUUGAUUGAAAAUACAGAGGUUCAAA